Messenger RNA from Capronia epimyces CBS 606.96, 2010 nucleotides. RefSeq lists its product as uncharacterized. Lineage: Eukaryota; Fungi; Ascomycota; Eurotiomycetes; Chaetothyriales; Herpotrichiellaceae. The record is from RefSeq and is a predicted model, not a curated record. Gene Ontology annotation, molecular function: alkaline phosphatase activity. Gene Ontology annotation, biological process: dephosphorylation. Bases 1 to 2010 code for a protein of 669 amino acids. The transcript has 3 exons.
AUGAGAACCCAUCCUGGUCUGAAGGCUACCCUGGCCAUUGCUGCCUUCUGCGCUCAAUGUGCUGCCCAGACUUACCAACGUCUGGGGGGCUGCCCGACGUUGGGCUGUAUCCUGCCCCCUGAUCAAGUGGACUUCCUGCCUGGCCAGUACUUUGACAUCCGUGUUGAAGUGCACGCGCCGCUGAACGGCAGUGAAGUCAUCCCAGGCUACACGACUCCCGACACGAACUUCACUCUGACCAUUGAGAAGGAGGGCCAGGCCGCAAAGCCAGCUGCAGCCUUCUUCAAUAUUCCUGAGCCGACACUCGAGACCUGGAACUUCACCUGGUACGAAGACUUGUUCGCCAAAGCAGCGCACACGCCGUCGCAAGUCAAGGUUGCCGCAAAGGCUUACAGGCGGGUUGCGCUCUAUGAACCCGGCCAGUACAUUGCCACAUUGAAAUAUCGAGAUAGCUCCACCACCUAUGCCAACUGGACAGUGCGAGACAUCACACCCGCCAGAAAGGCCAAGAAUGUGGUCAUGUUCAUUGGAGAUGGCAUGACGACCAAUAUGAUCACUGCGGGCCGACUGCUUGCUCACCAGUCCGUCAAUGGCAAGUAUCAAACCAAGCUGGCGAUGGACUCGUUCCCAGUGCUGGGCCACCAGAUGACGCAUUCUCUGGAUUCGUUCAUUACCGACAGCGCCAACUCUGCCACGGCUCUCUACAGCGGUCACAAGUCGACCGUCAACGCGCUGGGCGUCUAUGCUGACAGCUCCAAGACGCCAUUCGACGACCCCAAGAUCGAGACGAUUGCCGAGAUUUUCCACCGGCUCUACAACGGUGGCAUUGGCAUCGUCUCGACCGCCUUCAUUGCCGACGCCACUCCCGCGGCCUUGACCGCACAUACACGCGACAGGGGCCAAUACGGAGCGGUCAUCGACUCGUUCCUCAACGGCAUCACCAACUACACAUGGACCAACUGGACCGGCCCGGAUGUCCUCUUCGGCGGUGGUGCGGAGCAAUUCUACCCCGGCAAAGGCUCGUUCCAAGGCAAGGACUACUAUGCGGAAUUCGCCAAGAAGGACUAUGCUGUUGUGUUGAACAACACGGCCCUCCAGGCCGCUUCCAACUCGUCCAAGGCCCUGGGCAUCUUCUCCGUGAGCAACAUGGCCACCUGGCUCGACCGCAACGUGUACAAGAAGAACCUGAACAAGCCCAAGACCGCGCCCGACGGCUCCAACUCCAGCGCCACCGACCAGCCGGGUCUCAAGGAAAUGACGCUCAAGGCCCUGGAGAUCCUGCACACGCGCCAUCCGAAGGACGGCUUCUUCCUCAUGUCCGAGGCGGCGAGCAUCGACAAGCAAAUGCACACUCUGGACUACGACCGAGCCCUGGGCGAGCUGCUCGAGCUCGACGACACCAUCAAAGCCACGCUCCAGUACCUCGAGGCGAUCGGCGAGCUGAACGACACCCUGGUCCUCAUCACCGCCGACCACGGCCACGGCUUCGACGUCAUGGGCAGCGUCGACACCCGCUUCCUCAAUGCCCAGGACACUGCUCGUGAGAAGCGCGGCGCCAUCGGCACGUACCAGGAGUCCGGCCUGUCUCAGUACGUGGUGGCCAACCGCUCCGCGCCGCUCGGGAGCGACCAGAACCUCGUCUACAGCCAGGGCGUCCACUUCCCGGCCAACUGGGAUCCGCGCUAUACCCUGUUUUCGGGCCUCACCGCCAACCCAGACCACCGCGAGAACUACCAGGUUCACAAAAACGGCCCUCGUCUGCCGGCGUUGAAUGUCACGGGCUUCUCCAGCACCGACUACUAUGUCAACUACGUCGACGCUGUCACUGGCUUCGUCAUCAAUGGAACCUUGCCCGUGUCUGCCGAUCAAGGCGUGCACUCGCUCACAGACGUGCCAGUUUUCUCGCAAGGUCCGUGCCAGGAGUCCUUCGGCGGCGUCUUCGGCAACGUCGACAUCUUCUUCGGCAUGGCUGCUUGCCUUGGCCUCAGCCGCACCAGCCCGCCAUCUUAG